GCGCGCCUCUGAGAGUCAGAGUGAAAUUGUCAAGCGAACGAGUAACAUUGAAUUCACGACUAGUGAAUACUACGAAUACUACAAUUUAUCAAGGCGAACAAGAAGUAAACGAAACAUUAGCAAGCAAAAAUGUCGAAAGCUCCAGCAGUUGGAAUCGAUUUGGGCACAACCUACUCCUGCGUGGGUGUUUUCCAGCAUGGAAAGGUUGAGAUCAUCGCAAAUGACCAAGGAAAUCGAACGACACCGAGUUAUGUUGCCUUCACAGACACCGAAAGGCUAAUUGGUGAUGCGGCCAAAAACCAGGUCGCUAUGAAUCCAUCAAACACCAUCUUUGAUGCCAAGAGAUUGAUCGGUCGUCGCUUCGAUGAUCCAGCGGUACAGAGCGAUAUGAAACACUGGCCGUUCACGGUAAUGAACGAGGGAGGAAGACCAAAGAUCAAGGUCUCGUACAAGGGUGAAGAGAAGGCAUUCUUCCCUGAAGAAGUGUCUUCGAUGGUUCUGACGAAGAUGAAGGAAAUAGCUGAAGCGUUCCUAGGAAAGACAGUCACGGAUGCCGUGAUCACCGUGCCAGCGUACUUCAACGAUUCACAGAGGCAAGCAACGAAAGAUGCGGGUGCGAUUGCUGGACUGAACGUUUUGAGGAUCAUCAACGAACCCACGGCGGCAGCAAUCGCUUAUGGCUUGGAUAAGAAGGCUAGCGGGGAGAAAAACGUUUUGAUCUUCGACCUGGGAGGUGGUACCUUCGAUGUGUCUAUCCUGACCAUCGAGGAUGGCAUCUUCGAGGUGAAAUCUACAGCAGGAGACACUCACCUCGGAGGAGAGGACUUCGACAACCGUAUGGUGAAUCACUUUGUUCAGGAAUUCAAAAGGAAAUACAAGAAGGACCUCAGCGUGAACAAGAGAUCGCUCAGGCGAUUGAGAACAGCAUGCGAGAGAGCGAAGAGAACCCUGAGCUCAUCCACGCAAGCGAGCAUUGAGAUCGAUUCUCUCUUCGAGGGUAUCGAUUUCUACACUUCCAUCACCAGGGCUCGUUUCGAAGAACUUUGUGCGGAUCUGUUCAGGAGCACGUUGGAACCGGUGGAGAAGGCUUUGAGGGAUGCUAAGAUGGACAAAUCUCAAAUUCACAGCAUUGUACUAGUCGGUGGAUCGACCAGAAUACCAAAGAUUCAAAAACUAUUGCAAGACUUUUUCAAUGGCAAAGAACUUAACAAAUCUAUCAACCCCGACGAAGCCGUUGCAUAUGGUGCGGCUGUACAGGCAGCUAUCUUGCACGGCGAUAAAUCUGAGGCUGUUCAAGACCUACUGUUACUGGACGUCACACCACUGUCCCUGGGUAUCGAAACAGCUGGUGGUGUAAUGACUACUUUAAUCAAGAGGAACACGACCAUCCCAACAAAACAAACGCAAACUUUCACCACCUAUUCGGACAAUCAACCUGGUGUCUUGAUCCAAGUAUACGAAGGAGAAAGAGCCAUGACCAAAGACAAUAACCUUCUUGGAAAGUUCGAACUCACUGGUAUCCCACCUGCACCCAGAGGCGUACCUCAGAUUGAAGUCACAUUCGAUAUUGACGCUAAUGGUAUCCUAAAUGUUUCUGCCGUUGAGAAAUCGACUGGAAAGGAGAACAAGAUCACAAUCACGAACGACAAGGGAAGAUUGUCGAAAGAAGAUAUCGAGAGGAUGGUGAACGAAGCGGAGCAAUAUCGUAACGAGGAUGAGCAACAACGAGAGAGGAUAAUUGCGAAGAACGCUUUGGAGUCGUACUGCUUCAACAUGAAGAGCACGAUGGAGGAUGAGAAGAUCAAAGAUAAGAUCGAUCCAUCCGACAAAGAGAAGGUCCUCAAUAAAUGCAACGAAGUGAUCUCGUGGUUGGACAGGAAUCAGUUGGCGGAAAAGGAAGAGUUCGUGGAUAAACAGAAGGAAUUAGAAUCCGUCUGCAGUCCUAUCGUCGCGAAAUUGUACCAAGGAGCUGGCGGAGCACCUGGAGGUUUUCCAGGUGGUGCACCUGGCGCUGGCUUCCCGGGUGCUCCUGGAGGAGGUGCCACUGGCGGUGGUGCUGGCGGCGGACCAACCAUUGAAGAAGUCGAUUAAAUACUACCACCUCAUCCUCAUCGUUAUCUACAGCACUGAAACACACUUUCUCAUUUCCGUUUAGUCAUUUAAUACAUAUUUUUAUACAGUCAUGAUUCACCAUCUAUUUUCCUAUUUCUAAACCAGUGAUACACAUUUUGUGAGAUAAGACUUUUCGUGUAAGAGUAUUUUUAAUUUAAUUAAAAUAUACGUAUAUAAUUUGUUAUAUAAAACAAAA
Molecule: messenger RNA, 2308 nt
Organism: Osmia bicornis bicornis
Lineage: Eukaryota; Metazoa; Arthropoda; Insecta; Hymenoptera; Megachilidae
Product: heat shock 70 kDa protein cognate 4-like
Exons: 4
Coding region: 130-2091 (653 amino acids)
Biological process (GO): vesicle-mediated transport; cellular response to unfolded protein; protein refolding
Cellular component (GO): plasma membrane; cytosol; nucleus
Molecular function (GO): heat shock protein binding; ATP-dependent protein folding chaperone; ATP hydrolysis activity
Source: RefSeq, a predicted model, not a curated record